Messenger RNA from Humulus lupulus (European hop), 3903 nucleotides. RefSeq lists its product as uncharacterized. Bases 1 to 3903 code for a protein of 1300 amino acids. The record is from RefSeq and is a predicted model, not a curated record. The transcript is spliced from 7 exons. NCBI's taxonomy places the organism in Eukaryota, Viridiplantae, Streptophyta, Magnoliopsida, Rosales, Cannabaceae.
AUGGCGCGGCGACGAAAGGUGGUGCAGAAGCUUGCUCAGGCUGACCCACGACAAGAGCUCCCUUCAUCCAUAGAAUCACCGUCAGAUGCUCCAACGACUGAGCUGGUGAGUGAGAAAGAAGCAGAUGAGACUGUGCCCUUUGCGAUCCCUGAGAUUCCAGUUAAGGAGAAGGCAGUUGCUUCUCCGAUUGCUCCGUUUUCGCCAAAGGGGGGUUCGAAAUUAGAAUUUACGGAGCCUCUUCAGAAGGAUGGACAAAAGAUUGCCCAACUGGAUAUAGAGGAGAUAGAAGUUGAAGCAUCAUUCUGGAAUUCGGCUUUGAUCUGUGUUGUCAUUGGUGCUAAUCCACCAUUACCAGUUUUUGAAGGUUUUAUCAACCGGAUUUGGGGGAAGCUUGGAAUUGACCGAGUGGCAAGGAUGAAUUCUGGUUUUACGAUGGUCAAGUUCAGAGAUGAAGCUACACGUGAUUUGGUUUUAGUAUCAGGGGUAAUCCAUUUUGAUAGGAAGCCAGUUAUCUUACGACCUUGGACGACUGAUAUUGAACAUCUGAAAUCGAUCAAAUCGGUUCCUGUUUGGAUCCGUCUUCCUGAUCUUGGUUUACAAUACUGGGGCACCAAAUGUUUGAGUGCAUUGGUUAGUACUAUUGGAAAACCAAUCAUGAUAGAUAAGGUCACUAAGGAUAGAUCGAUGAUUAAGUUUGCUCGAAUUCUGGUUGAUAUGGAAAUAUCAAAUACUCUUCCAAAUUUCAUUAACUACAUCAAUGAGAGAGGCCAAGUAAUGGACCAAUUGAUAGACUAUGAGUGGUUGCCUACUAAAUGCUCUAAUUGCAAAAAGUUAGGGCAUACAGUUUCUUCUUGCAAGCAUGUGGAAGGUAUGGUCUGGAGGAAAAAAGAGGCCCCAGUUGAUGCUACAGAAAACAUCACUAAGCAUGAAGCUUCAGGCAGUAAACUUAACCAAAGAGGGUUAAAUAAGAGGAAUAAGCAGAUAUCUGUUGGUGAUAUUUGCAAGAUAAAUAAGAUUGGUUUUGGGGCUCUUUUGGAAACCAAAAUAAAAGGUGAUCGAGUAAAGGAUGUUAUGAAUUAUAGUUUUUUGGGUUGGGAUUUUUACAGUAGUAGGGCCCUGGAAGGUAGAAUCUUGUUAAUCUGGAAGGGCAGCUGGGUCAAAGUAGAUGUUUUGGUUGAUCAUGCUCAGUUUAUUCAUUGUAAGAUAGAGUUGAGGAAAAUUCUUUGGUCUGAGUUGGCUGUAAUCUCUAUUCCUGUCAAACCGUGGUUAGUUAUUGGUGAUUUCAAUUUUGUCUUUGAUGUAGUAGACUGUAUAGGGGGAAAGGUCAUUUCUCCUAAAGAAUUAGAGGAUACUCGGAAAUGGCUUGAUCUUGGGAUUGUGGAAGAAAUGAAACUGCUGGGUUCUUAUUACACUUGGUCGAAUAAUCAAGAUGGUAAUAAUCGCAUUUUUUCCAAAUUAGACAGAGUGUUCAUUAAUGAGGCUUGGCUUGAUACUUUUCCAAAUGUCAAUGCUAUAGCUAACUGGGAGGUUGUUUCUGAUCAUUGUGCCAUCAUUUUGAAGCAUAUUUCUGUCCUCAAUAAUGGUUUGCGCCCUUUCCGUUUCUUCAACAUGUGGACUAGUCAUCCGCUAUUCAAACCUAUUGUUUUGGCUAGUUGGAAUAAUCCUUUACCGUUAGAGGGUUGUGGUUUACAACAGCAAGCUAAAAGCAAUUUAUUCACUGAUCCGAAAAGUCAAGUCCUGAGCGAAAUUGAGAGAGCUUCUCACCUGGAGUACAAAAAGCAAGAGGCUGCUUAUGCGAGUUAUUUGUAUCAGAAAAGUAAGAUUGAUUGGCUCAGAUUCGGUGAUGAGAACUCAGCUUUGUUUUAUGCCAGUAUGAAGAAAAGGAAAACCCUUAACAGAAUUGUGUCCUUUGUAGAUGAAAAUGGCAGAGUUGAAGUGGAUUAUCCAAAGGUUAUAAGUCAUUUUACUCAGCAUUUUCAACCUUUUUUAGGUGGAGCUAGUGCAGCAACUGGGUUAGUUGAAACUUCAGUAGUGCUCUCGGGUCCUUCUCUUAGCAUUGAAGACCAAUUUUUCAUGAUCAAACCUUUCACUUACCAAGAAGUCAAAACAGCUAUGUUUAGCAUAAAGGCAGUUAAGAGCCCGGGUCCGGACGGGUUUGGGGCUGGUUUCUACAAGAGUUUAUGGUCUGUCAUUGGGAAAGAAGUGGCUUCAGCAGUGACUGAUUUUUUUGAUUUGGGAUACAUUCCGAAGAGAUUGAAUAGUACCAUAUUAGCUCUUAUUCCCAAAGUCACUCAACCCUCAAAUGCCUUAGAAUAUUGCCCAAUAGCCUGCUGCAAUACACUAUACAAAUGCAUAUCUAAAAUUCUUUGUAAUAGGUUGAUUCCUAUCCUUCCCAAGUUGAUAAAUCAGAACCAAGGAGCUUUUGUUAAGAAUAGAACUAUUGCUCAUAAUGUUCUUAUUCUUGAAGAUCUUCUUAAAGGAUAUAACAGGAAAAGAGUGUCACCUCGGUGCUUAAUGAAAAUAGAUCUUAGCAAAGCCUACGAUUCUAUUGAUUGGGAUUUCCUUGAGAAUCUAUUAAAUGCUUACAAGUUUCCUGGCAGGUUCAUUAAAUGGAUUAUGGUUUGCUUGCGAGGUUCUUCCUAUUGCAUUCUUAUGAAUGGUCAACUCUAUGGUAAUUUUAAGGGUGGUAAGGGGCUGCGUCAAGGUGAUCCUAUUUCCCCCCUUCUCUUUGUCCUAGUUAUGGAAUACCUCACACGAGCUCUUCAUGGGGCUGCUAAAGAUAAGAAUUUCAUAUUUCAUCCGCUUUGUAAAUCUUUGAACAUAACUAACCUUUGUUUUGGGGAUGAUUUGUUGCUAGUUUGCAAAGAUCAUAUCAACUCUAUUCAGAUUCUGCAGAAGGUUUUUAAAUCAUUUUCAUCAGCUUCUGGUCUGAGUAUUAAUCAAGCCAAGUCUCGCAUUUAUUUUGGAGGUAUUGAUUCAGCUGAGAAGGAGAAACUUCUAUGUAUUUCUAAUAUGAUAGAAGGGCAGUUUCCUCUAGUGUAUCUUGGUGUUCCUUUGCGGCCUACUAAGUGGAAAGCUAUGGAUUGUGAUCUCAUUAUUUCGAAAAUUAGGCAAAGACUUCAUGGUUGGGCCAGCCGUAACUUGUCGUAUGCUGGGCGUGUGCAACUCAUUCAGUCAGUUUUAUUGGGGAUUAGGAACUUUUGGAUGAGCAUAUUUCUCCUUCCUCAGAAAGUUAUCAAAGAAAUUGACAGUUUGUGCAGAAUUUUCUUAUGGGGUGGCAAUGGCUCUCGAAGUAAAUUUCAUCUAGCAUCUUGGGACCAUGUUUGCAGACCAAAGGCUUAUGGUGGUGGUGUCCGGAUUUGGGAUUAUGUUUUGCAUCAAGAUACUAGCUGGUACUGGAAAAAGAUAGUUAAGGUGAGCAAGUUUCUGUAUGAAUUGCUUAUGAAUGUUGCUGCUUAUCACCAGAAGCUGCUUACCAGAGAUCUAUUGCAUCAUUGCAAUAUCCCUGUUAUCUCUCAAAGUUUCCCGGUUUGUGAGACUGAAAUGGAGAGCCAUGCUCACCUAUUUUUUGACUGUUUGUUUUCUAGGAAAGUGCUUCAGGCGGUUGCUAAUUGGCUGGGAAAUCUUAUAUGGCCUAGGAAUUUCCAGAAUUGGUGUAGCUGGCUGGAAGAGACUAGUAAAGAUGACCUAUCUCGGGUAGUUGCAGCUUCAUUGGCUGCUUCAGUUUACUUUAUCUGGCAAAAUAGAAACAAGUGCUGGUUGGAAAGCUGCUGUUUUUGUAUGGCCCAUGUUGAUGCUCUUAUUAGGAAUUCAGUUAAGGCUAGAGUUAAUAAUCUUAGCCGUAGGAGUAAAAAUCUAACUUUGAGGGAGAAACUAAUGAUACAUUUUUUCUCUAGACUGUAA